Molecule: messenger RNA, 702 nt
Organism: Brachypodium distachyon (stiff brome)
Lineage: Eukaryota; Viridiplantae; Streptophyta; Magnoliopsida; Poales; Poaceae
Product: protein BOLA2
Exons: 3
Coding region: 120-401 (93 amino acids)
Biological process (GO): intracellular iron ion homeostasis
Cellular component (GO): nucleus; cytosol
Molecular function (GO): 2 iron, 2 sulfur cluster binding
Source: RefSeq, a predicted model, not a curated record
UUAGAUAAGACACAAAAGAGAGGCACCAGCCGGAGUCAGCCCACUUGCUCUUUCGCCUUUUGCCUUCUCUCCACUGGAACGACGAGAAGAGAGGGGCGUGGAGGAGGUAAUCGCCAGCCAUGGGCGUCACAAAGGAGGACGUGGAGUCCGCCAUCGCCGCCGCUCUCAGCCCUUCCCAUCUCGUGGUCACCGAUACAUCUGGCGGGUGCGGCGCGAGCUAUGAGAUCGAGGUGGUGUCGGAAAAGUUCGAGGGGAAGCGUCUGCUGGAGCGACACCGGCUGGUGAACACCGCGCUGGCGCCGCACAUGGCGGAGAUCCACGCCGUCUCCAUCAAGAAGGCGCUCACCCCGGCGCAGGCGCAGCCCCAGCCGGAGCCCGCCGCCGAUAAGCCACAGGCUUGAGCUCGCUCCAAGCACUCUGAUCAUACAGGCACCGUUAGAUGUUGAAACGCGCAUCAAACUCUCUGCUUGAAUAAUGUAGUAGCAGAUGGAUUCCCAGAAUUGAGACUUUGCAGCGAUGCUGUGCUUGAAUGAUUAUGUUUUAAGUACUGAAUUGUGUGGUUAGUGCUUCUGCUCAAAUCGUUGGCUUGACUGCUUGAGACCGGCUUGCAACAUGUCCACGAACUGCAACUUCGAUGUAGGCAGUUUGCAGUUCAGUUUCUUAGGUGCAUUGGUUUUGUUAAUCUGAUGGCGUUUGCUGCAA